This is a messenger RNA of Lottia gigantea (owl limpet), 2725 nucleotides long. RefSeq lists its product as hypothetical. The coding region runs from base 77 to 2233 and encodes 718 amino acids. The transcript has 12 exons. The record is from RefSeq and is a predicted model, not a curated record. Lineage: Eukaryota; Metazoa; Mollusca; Gastropoda; Lottiidae.
UCGGAAAGGAAAAUAACAAGAAUAAUAUCAAAACCAUGACAGAGAUCUAGGCAGUGCUCAUAUAUCACACUCCAAAAUGAGGAUAUUAUUUGUUAUUUUGUCUGUGUUUUUCAUUUCUAAAUCUUGUGAAGGUCAGUGUGUGCUACCGAAUAAUUUAACUGGAACAUUUAUUAGUAGUAGUAAAGGAGUACUAGAAUUUACUAGUAAUUCUAUAUCAGGCUAUACUGUUAGUAAUUUUGGUGCCUUUGACUUUAACUGUACUGUAUCAUUUGCUUCUAAACUUAUUCUUAGAUCCAACACAUUCUCGUAUCUAGGAUUGAUAUGGGAAGCGUAUUUAUGUUUAGAUAUCACCACUGUAUCACAAGAUUUGUUUGUCUAUAAUCUUAAUUCAGUUGAAGAAGCUGAUGCUCAGAAUGAAAGAGUGAAAAUUUUUGUACAGGGAACAAAUCCUAAUGUUUUAACUAUUUGUGAUAGAACAUCAAUACCAGCAGGUUCAUAUGAACUUCUUAUUAGAAAUGGAACAGGAACAAGCUCUGAACAGACUUGUUCUAGUGAUUUAGAAGGAUAUUGGUCAUAUAGUAUAGAUAAUAAUAAUAAUAAUGAUAACUGUAGUAAUCAAACUACCAGUCUGGAUGUUUGUUCUUCUACAUCAUCACUAGCUUUUAACUACACAGCUUGUCCUACACUUAUGGCUUAUUCAGCUAGUGGUGUUGUGAAUUGUUUACAAGAGAUAUCUAGUGGUUCUGUUAAAUAUCUUACUUUGUUAAAUACUGAUCAAUCUACAGAUGAAUCUACUACUUACAGAGUUACUUGUAUGGUAUAUGAAGUAACUAACAAUGGUAUCAGUUUGACUCAAUAUCCACAAGCUUGUUUAUCAAAUCAAACAUCAACAUCAGUUACCUCCCCCGGUUUAGCUAUAACUCUCUUUAACAGACCUGUGUCAACAACACCUGAGCUUUUAGCCAGUGCUACAGCUAGCUGGGUCUAUGCUGUAGUUGUUCUAAUAGUCCUCUUAGUAGUAAUAUUUAUUAUAAUAAUUGGUAUCAAGGCCUAUAAAAAACACCAAGAGUCUAAAGAUGAAUCUCGUGGUAUUAAGCCUGAUACUGUGACUACUACUGUAAAAGUAGAAGGUGAAGAUGUAAGAGAUGGUACUAGUAAUAGUGAUAUGCCUCCUGAUAUUUUAAACUAUCUACAGAAAGAACACAGUAUGCCUAGUAGUACAGUGAGUAAAGAUGAUGAUAUCCAGAUAACAAUGAGUACACCAGUUCAACCAUUUAAAGAAGAUGAGAGUCCAGGACCACAUUCUAUAGAACUACCAGGUGCUAUUACUGACUACCACACCAUAGGGGGGAUACAACAUCCCAAUUCUCCUAGACCAACAAAAAAAAAAGGAGGAACUACACCCAAGACCACACCUAGAAACACCCCACGGAACACUCCUAGAACACCUAGAGGUGGCAUUGUACCAAGAUCUAUUAGUAAUCUUAGUUUAACCAAGAAUAGUCCCAGAACACCCAGAGGUGUUGGAGCAAAGAGCAUCACACCACGUGGAGCGACUGUUAAACCCAUUGAUAGCCAGCCUAGAGUAAAGAAGGGUGUUGUUCCAGUUAUGGGACCAGCUACUAAUGAUUUAGGACGGGGUCGAAGGUUACCACCUAUUGUAGAAUCAGUAAUUGCUGCCAAUAAAAUGAGGAAAAGUAUUGGAAAUAAAGGUUCUAAAGAUGCCAAGAAAGGAAUGAAUAUAGAUAAAAAGACAAGGGCUAUCGAAAGAGCUGAUUCUGCAAAGUCUACAACCUCAAGAGAAAGUAUAGAUUCUUUUACCAAUUCACGUCCCAAAUCAAGAUCUGUAUCAUUCCGUCAGGAUGUAGAGGCCAAGAAGAAAGCCAAGAGAAUGAAAUCCAUGUCUUCAAUGAAUCAGUCAUUUGAUGAAGACGAGAUAGUCCUUCCACCCAAUAUUUCACAGAUGAAAAUCACCCGAGUUGAUAUUCCAGCCCUGGCAUUAAGAACAGCAGAGUCAGAAAUGAAACUUCAAGAUAUGGAUUCCAAUGCACCUAGUCCAAAACAGAUGGUUUGGUCUACAGAUGACAAUGAUAAGGUGGAAGAUGUAGAAGCAGGAAUAACUAUCAGAAAAGUUUGGUUGGAACCAGAUGACCCUACAGAAGAAAUCUGGGCCCGUGUUUCUAGUUUAUGGAGGUUAGGUCAAACAUGGACUGAUAAAACUAUCAAUAUGUAGAAUAGAAUAUUUUAUAAGCCCUGCAUUCAGUAAAACACAGUAUUUCUUAGUGUUUGUUGUUGUGAGUGUAACAGGUAACUGAAGGAAAACAAACUGUUUUAUUGAAACUGAAUGCAGGGCUGGUUUGAAACUCUCAUGGUUUUCAUCAUAUGUACUAUACAGAAAAUUCAGAGCACCAAUUUAAUCCUUCAAUAUUUAUCACUACAAGUACCAAAAUUUUCAUAUGAAAACUUACUUACAUUUUCAAGUAUAAAGAUGAAAACCAUGCAUGCAAACAGCAGUGCUUUCAAUCAAUAUGUUGACCAGGUUAGCCUAGGAGCAAGGGUAACUUUACAGUUCAUUUCAACCGUUGAUGGAUGAAAGCUUGCUUAUCCUACCCAUCUUAACAUUGUAGAUAUAGAUGUAAACAUUGUUUUAUUUAAGUUAUUUUCUGUUGAUUAUGAAAUGUAAAUAUGUAUUUAUUUUUAUCAUUUAUUAAAUAUUUAAACCAAU